Molecule: messenger RNA, 2639 nt
Organism: Coregonus clupeaformis (lake whitefish)
Lineage: Eukaryota; Metazoa; Chordata; Actinopteri; Salmoniformes; Salmonidae
Product: plexin domain-containing protein 1-like
Exons: 13
Coding region: 60-1631 (523 amino acids)
Source: RefSeq, a predicted model, not a curated record
GAGAAGAAGGGAGGAAGAGAGAGUGAAAGAGCUGUGUGUUUUUGUUGUUGCUGAACAACAUGUGUCUCAGUGCACUGCUACUCAUCUGCCUCUCCCAGACAGAGUUGGGGAGAGUUUGGGCUCAGCAACAAACAGAGAUGCGGUAUCAUGUGAAUGGACAGCGGCAUGAGAAGCCAUCACACAGGACCCCCAGAGAGCCGAGGCUGGGUUAUGCCAGGGUGGCUAGGGAGGUACUGGGAGGAGGACUGACCAUCGACACCCUACCAGACAACAUGACACACUUAGUGGAGGACGCUGGUAGGUAUUACACAUGGCGUAGUUUUGGCCCUGAUGACCAGCGCACAGAUGAACUCUGGGUAGAUCUAAACGACCUAGAGCAUGGCCAAGUCAGAAUGCAUGGAAUUUUGUCCAAUACACACAGACAGGCUGCGAAGGUUGCCCUCUCGUUUGACUUCCCCUUCUACGGACAUUACUUGAGGCAGAUUACCAUAGCAACAGGAGGGUUUAUUUUCAUGGGAGAGGUCACACACCGCAUGCUGACAGCAACACAGUACAUCGCCCCCCUCAUGGCCAACUUUGACCCCAGCUUUUCCAAGGAGUCUACUGUGCAGUACCUGGACAAUGGUGAGGUGUUUGUGGUGCAGUGGGAGCGGGUGAGACUCCAUGGGAGGGAGGCAGAGGGGGCAUACACCUUCCAGGCUGCCCUGCACCUCACAGGGACCAUCACCUUCAGCUACAGAGAUAUACCUUUGCCAGUGGAGGUGAUAAGUUCUGCUGAGCACCAAGUGAAGACAGGGUUAUCAGAUGCAUUCAUGGUGAACCUGCCUUCCACUCAAUCCUCAGAUGCCCAACGUCGGCUCUACGAGUACCAUCGGGUGGACAUCGAUACAACUAAGAUCACCAACAACUCUGCCUUUGAGUUCACUGCAUUGCCUAGUAAGCAGCUAAAAUCUAUCCCUCAUACAGGCCUCUCAGAUAUUUCAUCCUCAAUAACCAGUCACAGGCACAGCUUAGAGAUCUUUAUAAUGUUAAUGCCAAUGCCAAUCAUGUCGCUACAGAAUCAAAACCCAGGUCAAUCUGUCUCUCCCUCCCUCUGUCCAGCCUGUCUGCAGCAUGACAGCUGUGAACUCUGCCUCUUGUCCAACCUAACCUCUGGCUGUACCUGGUGCAAUGUCCUCCAGAGGUGCUCAGAUGGAAUGGACAGACACAGGCAGGAGUGGCUGGACUACGCCUGUUCAGAAGAGGCCGAAGAUGUCACCUGUGAGGAUUAUUCCAGGGGGGGACCAGACAGCUCCAUUGACCCUUCAGUUCCCUCAGACUCUGAGGUCACCACUCCCCUGGGGUCCCUACUAGAAGGCCCUGCCACGGAGAAUGACACCAAACAUGUGAUUCUAUACAAUGGUAAAGAUGUGAAGACAGGCCCCCAGAGACAACACGACGGGUCAGCUCACACAGGAGUUAUAGCAGGUGUAGUAGCUGCAUUGGUGCUACUCCUGGCUGUGACACUGCUGGCUCUUUACAUCAACUCUCAUCCUUCUGCUGCCUCACCCCUCUACUUCCUACAGCUACUGGCCAUCCAUGAAGUUCAGGAAGCAGGGAUUCCACUCCAGCUACGCAGAGGUGGAGGUUGAAGGUCAAGAGAAGGAGGGCAUCAUGGAAGCUGGCCAGUGCUGACCGGACUGAGGAGCAACUGGAUGAUGAGGAGAUUAAAAUGAGUUUGUAGGAGAGGAAGGAGGGAGUUUAGAGUUACACACACAUCCCUUACUCCAUUACACAAAUAAUGUUUUUUUGUUCAUUAAUUUUUUUAUAUUCACCUCAAUAUAGUCCCUGUCUUUGUUGGCUAAAAAGUGGGUGGCAUUUUUCAUAAUUUUUGGUGGACAGUCUCGAACUCUUCUCUUACACAUCCUCAGGUAUUAGGGAAAGGGACAAGGGAGAAGAGGCCACUUUUAGGCUUUGCUAGAAUGUAAGUCGCUUUGGAUAAAAGCGUCUGCUAAAUGGCAUAUUAUUAUUAUUAUCAUUAUUAUAUAUUAUUAUUAUUAUUAAUGUCUUUGUUCAUUAUGGGUGUGGAUGAGUUCCAAGUUUCUCAGCAGGUACGGAUUGCUAUCUCACCAUUUACCACACACCUCCAUGGGACAUGUAACUGGAAUAAACUGUGAUACAUUAUGACUGUCAACAUCCAUGGACAAAACACUAUAAAGGACUCUGUAUCCCUGCACUUCCAUGACAAGAACGAAGAGCAGUAGUGGAUGUUUUUCAAUGAUCAUCUCUGCAACUUCUUUUUUAUUGUACAGUUCAUGUUUGAAUGUUUUGUACCUGUAUAGCUUUUUAUAUAUGCCAAGAAUGUAUUUCAUAAAUUGACCAGAGGCAAUUCAAUGACUUCAAAACAGCAGAGUGCUCUUCAUACAUGACCUUGACCUUCCAAAUGUAAUUAAAGUCAGAUUGAGGAUAAUGUUUUGAAAUAUAGUACUUUGACAGAAUAAAGGCAUUUUAAUGAAUAAUGUUUAAUUGUAAUGUCAAUCAGAAAAGGAGAAACUCAAAGUGUAUAAUUUGUGCAUCCUGACCAGUGAAACCAAUUCUGAUUUGCGACAGCAGAUGUCACCCAAACCAAAUGUAUUUGCAACUUUCGUCCAUGUAGUCCU